Messenger RNA from Acanthisitta chloris (rifleman), 1096 nucleotides. RefSeq names its product retinol saturase (all-trans-retinol 13,14-reductase) (gene RETSAT). Lineage: Eukaryota; Metazoa; Chordata; Aves; Passeriformes; Acanthisittidae. The record is from RefSeq and is a predicted model, not a curated record. The annotation marks the transcript as partial. The transcript has 7 exons.
AGUGCGAGUCGUGGAAUUCUCCUCCUUGGGGUGCUGAAGAUGUUGCCCAAGGUGAUCUCCAAGCUGCUGUGUCUCUCUGGGCUCCUCCCACGUCUCUUCUCCUUCUCCAGCUUGGCCUCUCACAGCCUCCAGGAGGUGGUGGAAGGUCUCACCACCAACCCUGAGCUCCGAGCUGUCCUCAGCUACCUCUUCCCCACCUAUGGUGUCCACCCCUCCAAGGCCAGUUUCUCCAUGCACAGCAUCUUGGUGAACCAUUUUCUUCAAGGAGCUUGGUACCCUAGUGGUGGCCCUGGAGAAAUUGCUUUCCACACCAUCAAGGUCAUCAGGAGAACUGGAGGAAAUGUCUUUGGGAGAGCUCCAGUGGAGAAGAUCCUCCUGGACCCUCAGGGAAGAGCUUGUGGUGUGAGUGUGAGGAAGGGGCAGGAGCUGGUGGACAUCUUUGCCCCCGUGGUCAUCUCCGACGCUGGAAUCUUCAACACCUAUGAGAAGCUUCUGCCGGCGCCGGCGAGAGCUCUGCCAGAGAUCCAAUCCCAGCUCAGCUUGGCCACCCAUGGCCAAGGAUGUCUCAGCGUCUUCGUUGGCCUCAAGGGCUCCAAGGAGGAGUUGGGACUCAAGGCCACCAACUACUUCAUCUACCCAGGGCCAGACCUGGAUGGGAUGAUGAAGUUCUACUUGGCUUCCUCCAGAGAAGAAGCUUCCAAGAACAUCCCUGUCCUCUUUGUCACCUCUCCAUCGGCCAAGGAUCCCACCUGGGAGAUGAGACAUCCAGGGAAGUCCACGUUGGCCAUCGUGAGCUUUGCCAAGUAUGAGUGGUUUGAGGAGUGGAAGGACAAACAGGUCCACAAAAGAGGAGAAGACUAUGAAGACCUCAAGAAGACCUUUGUGGACACCAUCAUGGAGAUUGUCUUCAAGCUCUACCCUGGCAUUGAGGACAAGAUCGACUACAUCUCUGGUGGGACACCCUUGACCAACCAGUACUACAUUGGGAGUCCUCGUGGAGAACUUUAUGGAAUGGAUCAUGGAAUGUCCAGGUUGAAGGUUGAGGUUUUGGCCACCAUGAGGGCACAGACACCUGUGCCCAACCUCUUCCUGACCG